GGCAGGUUGCCUUUUUUGUCUACAUGUCCCAAAAUGUUUUGAUCAACACAAUUUCCAAAUACAAAACAUUCGUCUACGAUCGAGUUGAAACCAAUGUUGGAAACGGCUAUAACGUGCAAACGGGAAACUUCACUGCGCCAGAAAGCGGGAUCUAUGUGUUCCAUACAACCACGGCCGCAGUCGACAAAUCUCACAGUACCAUAGAGAUCGUUGCCAAUGGUCAGGUGAAGGACAUCACGUGGGCUGACGCAAUGGAUCACAACAACAGGGCGGUCGCCUCCUCAAUGACCGUUCUAAGUCUGACGGAAGGAGACGUUGUUUAUGUCCGGGUGGGUUUGCUUUUUGCGGGAAAUUAUCUGGAGAGUAAUCAGUACACCAGAAUGAGUUUCUCUGGAUUCAAACUGGCCUAAAGAAAAGAUUCAAUGUUUGUUUUUUUACUCUUACCAUUUGUUUACGUGUAUAUGCGUUGGUCAUGUGCUCAUUUUUCCUAAAUAAUAAAGAAAUUAAA
Magallana angulata is the source of this 508-nucleotide messenger RNA. Its product is annotated as complement C1q-like protein 4. Bases 24 to 410 code for a protein of 128 amino acids. Gene Ontology annotation, molecular function: protein binding. Lineage: Eukaryota; Metazoa; Mollusca; Bivalvia; Ostreida; Ostreidae. The record is from RefSeq and is a predicted model, not a curated record. The transcript has a single exon.